AUGUUCCGCACAGCUCCUCGCAUGGCCGGGUGGGUGUUCCGUGAGAACCGCGUCCCCUACUAUCAGCGCCUCUUCCAGCAGCACGACGGCAAGCGUCAGUGGUGGCAGACUUCCCGCAGCCCAUACGUCAUGUACCCCUACCUCAUCUCCAUCUACGGUCUCGGUGCUGCUACUAUGUACGCCAUGGGCCGCAUGGUCUUCGGCCACAAGACCUGGAUCUAA
Molecule: messenger RNA, 222 nt
Organism: Aspergillus puulaauensis
Lineage: Eukaryota; Fungi; Ascomycota; Eurotiomycetes; Eurotiales; Aspergillaceae
Product: cytochrome c oxidase subunit 7
Exons: 5
Coding region: 1-222 (73 amino acids)
Source: RefSeq, a predicted model, not a curated record